UUUACUAGAAUUUCGAAAAAAACACUCAUGUCGAAUAAUGGAAGCCGAAAAUGACAAUAAAAAGCAGGGAUGGACUCUAAUCGACAAUGUUAUCUCGUGUAUUUUGUUAGUCUAUGCUGGAAUAGUCACUGCUUUCAUAUGCCCAAUUGUUUUCUUAUGCUUCUUCUACACAGCGGCACCUAUCAUGCUUUUCAGCACCGAAUUUCGAAAAUUUGUGAUGAAAAUUAUGGCUCGUGCUGGAAAUCUUCAAUUUAUAACUUGUGUCAGAAUUACUGGAAUCAAAGUAAUGAUGUCUGGUGACGGCCUUGAAAGACUAACUGAUUGUCGCGCAUUACUGCUUCCAAAUCAUCUCGGUCUAUUCGAUCACUUCAUAUUCAUGACUGCUGCUGAUUCAUUUGGAGUUAAUGCAGUUGGUCGAUGGAUCUUUGUGAUCUACAAUAUGUGGAUUUACAGUCCUCUCGGAUGGCUUUGGAGUAGUUAUGGCAAUUAUUUUAUUGAUUCUGUUCCACCGCACAAGAGAGCACAGACAUUGCACAGUUUGAGACGCCACUUUGACCGUAUCUAUCACGAAGUAGACCUCCGUUGGCUUUGUCUUUAUCCAGAAGGAUCUCGACUUUUUCUCAUCCAAAAGCGAAAUUCUGAAUUCGAGAAGAAAAGAGGAUUGCCUCCACUCACGAAUUGUGCGUAUCCACGUCUUGGCGCUGCUCUGAGUGCUAUCAAAGUUCUUGGACCAGAUCCAAAUAAUCCAUUGAAAUCAAAUAAUGGAAAAGGACCACCACUCGAAUAUCUGGUUGAUGUUACUCUUGGUUAUCCAGAUGGAAAUAUUCUUCCAUUAAAUGAAAUUUUCAUGUCAGCGUGGCGGAAUGGUGGUGGAAAACCCUUUGCGAUUCAUUAUGAGAUCUUUAAAAUGGAUCCCAAGUGGAAAGAUGAAGAAGAACUCAAAAAUUUCUUGUUUGAUCGGUAUCAGAAGAAGGAUAAGCUAUUGGAGUCGUACUACAAAACUGGAAGUUUCUCAUCGGAAUCAAAAGAAGCUCAAUUCCCAUCUGACAUGAUUCUUAUUGGAUUCCAUAUUCUUAUAAUGGGCCUUUUUGCACUACUCGUGAUUUUUCUUCUAUCGUUCGUUUAUUAGAAUCAAUUGGACUUUUGAAUGAAGUGAAUUUGAGAAAAA
Messenger RNA from Caenorhabditis elegans, 1168 nucleotides. RefSeq names its product Phospholipid/glycerol acyltransferase domain-containing protein (gene acl-13). Bases 38 to 1129 code for a protein of 363 amino acids. Gene Ontology annotation, molecular function: acyltransferase activity. The transcript is spliced from 5 exons. NCBI's taxonomy places the organism in Eukaryota, Metazoa, Nematoda, Chromadorea, Rhabditida, Rhabditidae. The record is from RefSeq and is marked reviewed.